ACUCGUACUUAGAUUUAAAAUAAAUAUGUACAAUUUACUUAUAAUCGUUCUUCAGCUAUCUUUAAUCCAAUCAGAGUUACAUUUAAACGACACUGUGCAAAAAAUAAAAUUCAUACUCAAUAAUAGACACAAGAAAUGUGUGGAUAGUCAUACGGAUGUAUUUUUAAACAAUGCUAUAAGUUUUCUUCAUAGGACGGACAGUUAUGGAGAAUUCUUAAAGACUGUCAAUGUAAGUGGUUGUGGAGAUGGAGACUACAGUUCUAGUUACGUUCGUGAGCAUAUUGUGGGUGGUCUUUUGACAAGCCACGAAGUUCCUGAAUCACAUUGGCAUGAAUACAAGGCAGUAUACAAUAAGGAGUUUGAGUCCCCCCACCACGAGAUGGCGGCACUACAGAAAUGGCGGCAGAAUUUACGAAGAGUCGUUUCGCAUAAUCAAGGAUAUAUCUCUGGAAAACAUAGUUACUCGCUGCACCUCAAUCAUUUUGGAGAUUUUGCUCCAGUAGAAUUUGCCACAAAGAUCCUGAAACUGAAAAAGACUCCGCACCUCUUCGAUCCUGCGCACGACCCUCUCAGACGAGAUUUCCAUAAACAUGCCCACAAGAGAGCGCCUAGGCAGGUAGACUGGCGCGCGGCGGGCUUUAAGCCUGCGCGGGAGCAACAGCACGCGUGCGGCGCGUGCUACGCGUUUGCUGUCGCGCAUGCGCUGCAAGCGCAACUUUACAAGCGGCAUGGUGACUGGAGCGAGCUGAGCCCCCAACAAAUAAUCGACUGCAGCUACCCCGACGGCAACGAGGGCUGCGACGGGGGUUCCCUGAAUGCGGCCAUGCGAUACGUCGCCAGAGAAGGACUCAUCAUGGAGAAGUACUACCCUUAUAAGGGAAAGAAAAGCCGCUGCCACUACAGUAGACUGCUCGUGCGGGCCAGGCCGCGGCGCUGGGCUCUCCUGCCGGCCGGCGACGAAGACGCGAUGGAACUAGCCCUGGCUGCCAUCGGGCCCCUUGCCGUUGCUGUCAAUGCUGCGCCGUUUACGUUCCAACUCUAUAAGGGUGGCGUGUACGACGAUCUGUUCUGUACGCCGUGGCAACUUAACCAUGCCAUGUUACUCGUUGGGUACACCCAGGAGUACUGGAUACUGCUCAACUGGUGGGGGAAGAAUUGGGGGGAGGAUGGGUAUAUGAGGUGAGGUUCUUUUAAUACUGUCAACGUCAAAUAAUAAAUAGAUAUUAUUGG
Cydia splendana is the source of this 1230-nucleotide messenger RNA. RefSeq names its product cathepsin K-like. Bases 26 to 1183 code for a protein of 385 amino acids. Gene Ontology annotation, biological process: positive regulation of peptidase activity; immune response; positive regulation of apoptotic signaling pathway. Gene Ontology annotation, molecular function: cysteine-type endopeptidase activator activity involved in apoptotic process; cysteine-type endopeptidase activity. The record is from RefSeq and is a predicted model, not a curated record. The transcript has 7 exons. NCBI's taxonomy places the organism in Eukaryota, Metazoa, Arthropoda, Insecta, Lepidoptera, Tortricidae. Gene Ontology annotation, cellular component: lysosome.